This is a messenger RNA of Cygnus olor (mute swan), 2711 nucleotides long. It is a transcript of the gene CD38, whose product is annotated as CD38 molecule. Gene Ontology annotation, molecular function: phosphorus-oxygen lyase activity; NAD+ nucleosidase activity. Lineage: Eukaryota; Metazoa; Chordata; Aves; Anseriformes; Anatidae. Gene Ontology annotation, biological process: positive regulation of B cell proliferation. The transcript is spliced from 8 exons. Bases 430 to 1347 code for a protein of 305 amino acids. Gene Ontology annotation, cellular component: plasma membrane. The record is from RefSeq and is a predicted model, not a curated record.
GCGUCCCGUUGGUUGCUGAUGAGUUACCCCGUACUUUUAAGACAACCGCAAAGUCACUAGUCGCCUGCUGUAAACGCCUAGUGUUUAGAAACACAUUUAUUUCGCUCUUUAUUCGCACACCAGCCCAAGGCGGGUGGCCGCAAAAGGCUUUGCACCGCCACAAGGGCUCGGAGGACGCCGCGGGGAAGACGACUUCGGGCCCCACAGCCCGGCGACCUCCGGGGGGGAGCCGCGCAGAGGGCGGCGAAAGGCGAGGCGGGGGCCGGCAACAACGCCCUUAAAACCAGCGGGACGGGGCCGCGGGGGCUCCAGCCUCGCCUCCCGGAGGGACCUGGCCGGAGGGGGGGCUUUGGCCGGCGGCUUCCCGCAGCUGCCGCUGCCGCUCAGGGCCUCCAAGCCGCUGCCCCUCAGGGCCUGCCUCCCGCCGCCAUGCCUGGGUCGCGGAGGCGGCAGCGCGGCGUGCUGCUGGCGGGCAUCGCCCUGCUGCUGGCCGCCCUCGUCCUGGCCGUCGUGCUGGCCUCCGUCUUCAUGCCGGGGAGGGAGGCGGCAGGCGGGCAGCCGCUCAGGUGGCAGGACAGGGGCACCGCCAGGAGCCUGCGGGAGAUCGUGCUGGGGAGGUGCUACAGCUACCUGGCCGAGCGGCACCCGGCGCUGGGCAGAGAUACGGAUUGCCUAAAAAUAUGGGAAUCGUUUAAAUAUGCGUUCAUUUACAAGAAUCCCUGUAAUACUACCGCAGAAGAUUAUCAGCCUUUAAUGGAGUUGGCAGGUCAUCCCAUACCCUGCAACAAGUCACUGUUUUGGAGCAAGACAAAUGACCUCGCUCAUCGUUACACAAAAUCCAGCCACAAUCUCCUAACCUUGGAGGACUCCUUGCUGGGUUAUAUGUUUGAUGGUGUUUCGUGGUGUGGAGACCCUUCGGCCCCAGGAAUCAACUACGAAUCUUGUCCAAAACGGAGUGAAUGUGAGAGCAACCCCGUCUCUGUAUUCUGGAAAACGGCUUCCAAGAGGUUUGCAGAAGCAGCAUGUGGUGUGGUUCAGGUGAUGCUUAAUGGAUCGAUAGAAGCUGGAGCUUUCAGAAGCAGCAGCAUUUUUGGAAGUAUUGAGGUCUUUAACUUAAAUCCAAAUAAAGUCUCUGAAAUACAGAUUUGGCUUAUGCAUGACAUCGGUGGACCCCAAAGCGAGUCAUGCUCAGGUCAUUCCAUACAGAGGUUAAAACGCAUCUUAGAAGAGCGAAACUUUACGAUCACCUGUGAAGACAAUUACAGGCCGGUCCAGCUCCUUCAGUGUGUACGUACUCCUGACCACCAGGACUGCAGGCUUUGCCCCAGCAGCAUGGAAACUCCGUGAAACACGGUGCUCCACACUAUUUGAUUUUUUUUAUUAUUAUCUGUGUGCAAAACUGGAAAAAACGUGGCUACGUAGCUUAGAGGGACAAAUAGUGCUGUGGUGUACAGAGCCAAUAACCAGCAGUCCUUGCUGUGAUACUAACAGCCAAGUAGCAGGAGGUGGUGCCGUACGUGUGAUUCCUGUACACACAUGAGCAAACGAGCAUACUGUUUCAGGAGGGCCAGGGACUUGUUCGAUGGUUGAGGGCAGAAGCUUUGUUCUGGUUUGUUCCCUCUUGUGCAGCUCCCAUUGUGCACAGAGCAUCAGGGCAGGGCUCCCUGGGGCGUGCACAAAGAGUUUCCAGUGGAGACACAACUUGCCGUGAUCAGUGUGCUGCCUUGGAAAGGCUGGAAGGGAAAUGCCAGGAGCACAUGGAAUAUCCCCCAGCAGGGAAUAUUGCCCAGUGGCACACGUUAUAGACACCAAUGAUUUGUACGGGUCAGGGGAAUCAAUAAGGGAGGCCUGGGAUUUCUCCUCCUGUAGCUGCAUCUGAAGGUUGGAGGUUGCAUUUACCGGGCAAUGGAGCCCCUGGAGUCAAGCAGAGCCAGGCAGGGCUCUGACCCUUCCUCCCAGGGACUGUGGCACCUCUGAUCAGGCAAAGCAAUGAUGGAAGAGAGAAAGCAAUUAUUAUCUUCUAAUGGGGAAACAGCAGAGCUGAGCCAAGAAGAGACCAGAAGCUGCUCAGAGCAUUGCCAGCAUCUGUAAGAACACAUCUGGUGGGUAGCUGGGGAGAGAAAAUAGCAAGACUGACUCAGGCAUUCCCAUUGAAAUAUCUACUGGAAGCAUAGUUGUGGUUCAGGUUGCAUCCUCUUCUUAAUAUAGCAGUAAGUGUGAGCCUUCCAGCUUUCGUAAAGGGCCCCUCAGGCCAGAGCUUGGCCAUCCACUGGGAUAGAGACAAACAUCCAGAGGCUGCUGCAGUAAGGAGUCUCUCCUGACCUCAGGUGCUGAGGCGAAAGGUGAGGCCUUGCAGUGUAUGACUCACAAGCAGAAGGUUGUAAUGCCGUGUAUUUUAGUGACUGCGCAAGCUAGUACAACUUGGAGCACCUCUAGAUAAACGUUUGCUCUAUAAUACAGGAGCCUGCACUGGGCUUGACCAUACCCGAGCCCUUGCCCAUAAUGUUUACAUGAAUUGAAAUGAUUUUUAUUUGCACUCUGUAAUGUAACUGCUUAGAUGCAUUGACUCAGACAUACAUUAAUACUUGUAAAUAGGCUAUUUCUGACUAUAAGUGAAGAGUCUGUCUUCAAGCUCACUUUUGUACCUUUUCUGAUGUAAUGUAAAAUGUUGACUGUCAAAUCAAGACUCUAAUAAAAUUGCUAACGGCAAA